Hyaloscypha bicolor E is the source of this 2769-nucleotide messenger RNA. RefSeq lists its product as uncharacterized. The record is from RefSeq and is a predicted model, not a curated record. Gene Ontology annotation, biological process: clathrin coat disassembly; clathrin-dependent endocytosis. Gene Ontology annotation, molecular function: clathrin binding. Gene Ontology annotation, cellular component: intracellular membrane-bounded organelle; vesicle; cytoplasm. NCBI's taxonomy places the organism in Eukaryota, Fungi, Ascomycota, Leotiomycetes, Helotiales, Hyaloscyphaceae. Bases 1 to 2769 code for a protein of 922 amino acids. The transcript is spliced from 2 exons.
AUGGAUGAUUUGAGCGGUCUAGACUGGUCUGCGACUCCGAACACAACUACAAACAGAGCACCGCAGGGCACAGGGAAUUAUUACCCAGCAUUAAAGCCCACGCCCCCUCCUCAACUGUCAGGUCGAAGCACGCCAAUAUCUGCGCAAGGCUCUGGCGCUCCGAAGCCCUCUCCGUUUGCGCCGCCCAAAUCGUCAACACCAGACAGCUUCUCGAAUCUGGUAUCUUUUGGAUCCUCGAAACCCAACACUCUUACACUACAAGAACAACAGGCAAAGCUGCAGGCAGAGAAGAGGAAACAAGAAGAGCUGAGGAGAAAGCAAUAUGAAUCACAGUUUGGCGGCUCUCAGGCUUGGGAAGGGCUGGGGAAUAGAGGACAAUUUGCUGUAACCUCACGAAGUACCACUCCUGCGACUCGACCUUUACCUCCGAACUUCGCCCGUGCUUCGUCCCCAGCUAUAAAUGGCAACUCGACACCUGCGAACGAUGACGACGACGAUCUGUUUGCAGCAUUCAAUGCGGAUACCAAGGUUGAUAAUGCAAGCUACUACCCUCCUCCUUCCGUGCCUAGCAAUGGCAGAAAUACACCAAGAUUUGGCACAAGCAAGCCUCCAGAUUUGACUAAGCCGCAAGCUUGGGAACAAUCUGGAUCAUUGGGGGCAGAUCUGGGAGAUGAUGAUGACCCUUUUGGACUUGGGCAAAUGAAGCAAGGCAGCUCUGUGCCUGCCCCCAUACCAAGUAUUAAUGACGACGACGACGACUUUUUGGGAGACUUAGGGAAGCCGGUGGAGGAGGUCAGGAGGCCAAGUACAGCUAUCCAACGAGAGGUUAUGCCGGAGCCAACCUCCGAUCAGGAAUCGGAUGAUCUUUGGGAUAAAGCGGUGGCAGAGCUUGUAGAUAUGGGCUUCUCGGCGGAGCAGUCGCGGCGAGCUUUGACGGAAAGUGGUUCGGGUCUUGAUAUUCAAGCUGCCGUGGGAUGGAUCUUGAAUGAUGCACACAGGCAGGCGAAGCAAAAACAACAAGGCAAAGAUUCAAGCCGAAAUGGCUCAGCUUCAAAUGGGGAACGGAGGGAUAUGUCUAGAGAUGGACCAAGGCGAGAGAAUACUCGCGCUUGGAUGAGAGAGGAAGAUCGAGAUCGGUUACAGCCUCGACGGGAAGAGAAUAAUUCACCAAGCGGGGAUGGAGAUAUUCCGAAAACUGCAGCGGCUGUAGGAAGUAAUUUUCUUAAGACUGCAAACUCGUUAUGGAAGACAUCACAGAAGAAGGUUCAAAAGGCAGUUGCUGAAUUCCAGCAAGAGGGGGAAGAUUCCAGCCAGCCGAAAUGGAUGCGAGAGGCAGCUGAAAGAGAACAAGCGGAGAGAAGAGCAGCUGCGGAAGGACGUGGUCGACGUCCGCAAGAAAAGGUUCCCGAGGUCACCGAUGAAGCUCUUAUGCUUGAGGGUGGCGGUCGACCUCCACCAAGGAAAGCAAGAGCCCCUGAACCACGAUUUACACCGUCAAGCUCGGACUCUUCACGUGAUCAGUCACCAGCUAUGCCAAGACCACCGCCAGAACGAGCAGCUGCUCCUCGAUGGCAACAGACAGCCCCCGAUCCACGUUCCAGGGUAAGUAAACAGAUUAUUGAAGAACAAUCUGCGCAGGCAUACGUCAGUCCAGCCCGCCGAAAGAAAGCAACACCGCAACCCGCCCCUCCACAGCCCGGGCCGGAUCUUCUCUUUUCCUCAGCCCCAUCAAGACCCGCUCAACCUGCUCGAAUGUCUCCAAAUCCGUCACCAGGCCCUUCUAAACCGUCAACUCCAAUCCCGACCCGACCUAAAGCACCACCCCGGAAAAUCCCACAUCUCUCCACAUCUGCAAGGGAUCAAUCAACCAAACAUCGCUUGGCGGGCACGGAACACUUCAAACGCGGGGACUACGCGGCCGCACACCAGUCUUACUCGUCAUCGCUCUCUUCCCUCCCUGAUCGUCACCCAAUAACUAUAAUCCUCCUCUGCAACCGGGCCCUCACUGGUCUCAAAACUGGCGUCCCUAAAUCCGCUGUCACGGACGCGGAUACAGCCCUCGAACUCAUCGGACUCUCGCGAGGCGAUGGCGAGACCAUCGAUCUUGGCCCGGGCGAAGGCAGUGGUAAUAAAGAGAUGAAGGAAUUCUACGGCAAAGCACUGAUGCGGAAAGCUGAAGCUUUGGAGCAGAUGGAGCGAUGGAAGGAUGCUGGUGAUGUAUGGAAGCUGUGUGUGGAGCAUGGAGUUGGAGCUUCAAAUGCCAUACAAGGGAGGCAGAGAUGCGAGAAAGCUCUUGCUCUGAAACUACCUGCUUCACGAACUGUUACACCCCGUCCAGCCCCUAAGCCCAAACCCAAAUCAGCGCUUGCAGAUCUCAGCGGUGCCGGUGCAGGAGAAGACUCCGAGGCUGUGAAAAGGUUAAGGGCGCAGCAUAAAGAGGCGGAGAGAGCGGACGACGAGAAAUUCGCUCUUAGUGAUAAAGUCGAGGGAAGAAUUAGUCAGUGGAGAGAUGGCAAGAGGGAUAAUUUGCGCGCGUUGAUUGGCAGUUUGGAUAGUGUUAUGUGGGAGGGAGCCGGGUGGAAGAGGGUCGGGAUGCAUGAGCUGGUGCAGAAUAACAAGGUGAAGAUUAAUUAUAUGAAGGCUAUUGGGAAGACGCAUCCAGAUAAGUUGCCGCAAGAUGCGAGUACAGAGGUGCGCAUGAUUGCCGCGCUGGUGUUCGCGACGCUGAACGAGAGUUGGGAUAAGUUUAAGCAGCAGAAUGGGAUGUAG